Molecule: messenger RNA, 1409 nt
Organism: Lycium ferocissimum
Lineage: Eukaryota; Viridiplantae; Streptophyta; Magnoliopsida; Solanales; Solanaceae
Product: bidirectional sugar transporter SWEET17-like
Exons: 6
Coding region: 311-1033 (240 amino acids)
Biological process (GO): carbohydrate transport
Cellular component (GO): membrane
Molecular function (GO): sugar transmembrane transporter activity
Source: RefSeq, a predicted model, not a curated record
UAAGAUGAUUGCUUUUUCAAUCAAUUCAAAUUUUGUUGGACAGAGUUAUCCGAUACGUUUAAGGCAUUGUACUAGUGGAACAUAUAUAGAUGGUACCCUAUAAAAAUAAUUGAGAUGUCCGCAAACUAGCCCGAUACCGUGAUUAUAAUUUUUUUUUUUUACCCGUUAUUAAAUGAUCCCUAUGUCCUUUUGAUUAAAUAACCAACAAAUAUCACGACCUCCCUUGGGUGUAUACAUAAUCUAAGUCAAUUAGCCGAUUUAUCUAAAGUGGCGGUCUUCCUUGUUCAGCAGCCUUAACGUACGGUCAAGAAUGGAAAAUCUUCCUUUCAUCGUUGGAGUCAUAGGCAAUAUAAUUGCAGUUCUCAUGUUUCUUUCACCAGUAGGGACAUUCAGAAGAAUUGUAAAGAACCGAUCUACUGAGGAUUUUGAUAGCCUUCCAUACAUUUGUAUAUUGCUUAAUACAUCUUUGUGGACUUAUUAUGCAAUUAUAAAGCCAGACAGCUAUCUCGUCUUCACUAUUAAUGGCUUUGGAGUCAUCGUUGAGAUUAUCUACAUUGCUUUAUUCCUUCAAUUUGCUCAUCCAAAAAUGAGAAAUAGGACUGCCAUCCUAGUUGGGAUUCUGAAUGUGGGCAUUAUAGCAACAAUUCUAUUAUUGGCGCACUUUCUUUUACAUGGACAGAUGAGAAUUAACGUUAUUGGUUUCCUGUCCACAGGUCUAAAUAUCAUUAUGUAUAUCUCCCCUCUCGGUGUUAUGAAAACAGUGGUGACAACCAAGAGUGUGGAGUAUAUGCCAUUUCUUCUGUCGUUUUUCCUUUUCUUAAACGGUGGCAUUUGGACUUUGUACUCCGUGCUUGUGGGUGACUGGUUUCUUGGAGUACCAAAUGGGAUUGGAUGGUUACUGGGAGCAGUGCAGCUGGUUAUAUACGCCAUUUACCGGAACUCUAAUUCAUCAAAGCAAUUCGUCGAAGAUUUAGAACAAGGAGACCAAACGGAAUGCUUGCUGCCACCUUCUUCCAGCUCAACUCAAGAGUAAAAACAUGCAGUCAAUAUAAUAAUCGGAAAAGGGUCAAAAUGUUCUUAAACUAUGCGAAACUGAACAAAAAUGCCCUCCGUUAGUAUUUGGACCAAACAAUUAACGGAGGGCCUUUUUGUUCAAUUUCUCAUAGUUUAAAGGCAUUUUUGACCCUUUUCCGUAUAUUAAUUAUAGGUUGACGCAAAGAGAUUAUGUAUAACUUCAUUUCUAGCUGUUACAUGGAAUUCCUGCUUGCUUAUAUGUUUUGGUUCUGUAUUAAUGUUUUCAAGAAUUGGAAAACAUAAAUAAGUAUUUGUACGUCAUUAAUUUCAUUUUUAACCGCUGCGAGUUUUAAUUAGUUUCACGGCCAACUGAUAGAGGUUGGUAUUUUUUGCGA